GCUCGCUCUCGUAAAGGUAAUAAAGCAUCGAUCAGGAUCGGAGUUCCGGCGACUAUGUCUGGGCGGCGGCAAAGAAGUUCCGGAGGCUCAGAGUUCACAGAGAAUGAGAUCAAUGUUCUUGCUUCAAGGUUACAAGCAUUGCUCCCACAACCUAGCCAACAAACAAGGAACUCAAGGGUAUCAGUGUUGGAGAUCUUGAAGGAAACUUGCAGUCACAUCAAGCGGCUACAGAAAGAUGUGGAAGACCUUAGUGAAACGCUGACAGGGCUGUUGGAUUCUCUUCACAUUACUGAUAUUGACAUCACUCUUUUACAAGAUCUUUUGCAACAAAAAUAAUAACAAUAAUUUGUU
Molecule: messenger RNA, 351 nt
Organism: Arachis duranensis
Lineage: Eukaryota; Viridiplantae; Streptophyta; Magnoliopsida; Fabales; Fabaceae
Product: transcription factor ILI3-like
Exons: 2
Coding region: 55-336 (93 amino acids)
Molecular function (GO): protein dimerization activity
Source: RefSeq, a predicted model, not a curated record